UUGUGCUUCCUCCUCCCCGUGCGCUCCUCGGGGAGGUGUUGGAGAGGGGACAAAAUAAAAGAGAAGAAAGCAGGAAGAGACGGUGACAGGGCAGGGCACCAUGGGAGCGGGCAUCAAGGGCCAGGGGGGUGCCAGGGCACUGCCCGCCCCAGCACGGUGACAGGGGAGGGCUGGCUGGGAGCACCUGCUCGCCACCUCCCGUGUGUCCCCGUGUCACCUCUGUCUCCGUGGGACCCCCAGCCCCACCAUGGGGUGUUGGUGACAGAGGAGGGCAGCAGCAGGAGCUGCUCGUGGGCACGGGGCAUUGGAUGGGCACAGCGGAUCCCCCAAGGACCUGGCUGGGCACGGCUCUGUCCUGCCCCCGGCUCUGAGGAUGCACAGGCUGCUCCUGCUCGGCUGCCUCUGGCUCCUGGCAGCACCCCCAGGCUCCAGCAUCUUCCAGAGGCCAACGGGGACCCCAGCCCCCCUGCACCUGCAGUACCUGCUGGAGCCCCUGCACCCCACGGUGCACACGCAGCGCGGCGCCACGGCCACCCUGCCCUGCGUGCUGCGCGCCCUGCCUCGCAACUACCGCGUCAAGUGGAGCAAGGUGGAGCCGGCCAACUACGGGGAGAACAUCAUCAUCAUCACCAACGGGCUGUUCCACAAGAACUACGGGCCCCUGAGCCCGCGGGUGCGCCUGCGGCACAGCCACCGCUACGACGCCUCGCUCACCAUCAGCGACGUGGCGCUGGAGGACGAGGGGCGCUACCGCUGCCAGCUGGUCAACGGGCUGGAGGAUGAGAGCAUCUCGCUCACGCUGCACCUCGAGGGUGUUGUCUUCCCUUACCAGCCCAGCAACGGGCGCUACAAAUUCAACUACCACGAAGCCAAGCGAGCCUGCGAGCAGCAGGACUCCCGCCUCGCCACCUACCAGCAGCUCUACAAAGCCUGGACAGAGGGGCUGGACUGGUGCAACGCUGGCUGGAUCCUGGAUGGGACCGUGCACUACCCCAUCAUCAACUCGCGGGAGCCGUGCGGCGGCCGCCUCCUCCUGCCCGGGGUGCGCUCCUACGGCGCCAGGGACAAGCAGAAGGACAGAUUCGAUGCUUUCUGCUUCACCUCUGCCCUUCAAGGCCAAGUCUACUUCAUCCGGGGCCACCUGAACUUCAAGGAGGCGGCGCAGGCGUGCCGAAACCAGGGUGCUGCCCUGGCCAAGGUGGGCCAGCUCUACUCAGCCUGGAAGUUCUCCCAGCUGGAUCGCUGUGACGGGGGCUGGCUGGCGGACGGCAGCGUGCGCUACCCCAUCACCACGCCCCGGCAGCGCUGCGGAGGGCUGCCCGAGCCCGGCGUGCGCAGCUUUGGCUUCCCCAGCAAGGAGAUGAGGACCUACGGCUCCUACUGCUUCGUGGGCAAGUGAGGACAUGUGGCCGAGAAGAUGGGACACCGCUGGUGUGGCGUUUGUUUGAGGACACACAGGACAGCGCUGGUGUGGCGGUGUUUGAGGGUCCCCAGGAUAAGGGAAGACAUGAGAACACCAUGUUUGAGAAGGCUGAUUUAUUAUUUUAUUGUAUGUAUUAUAUUAAAGGAAAAUUAAAUACUAAAACUGUACUAAAAAGAAGAGAAAGGAGGACCUACGGCUUCUACUGCUUUGUGGGCAAGUGAAGACAUGGGGCUGAGCAGCUGGGACAGCGGUGGUGUGGUGAUGUUCGUUUGGGGACACAGG
Melospiza melodia melodia is the source of this 1705-nucleotide messenger RNA. Its product is annotated as hyaluronan and proteoglycan link protein 2-like. The transcript has 6 exons. Gene Ontology annotation, molecular function: hyaluronic acid binding. Gene Ontology annotation, cellular component: synapse; perineuronal net. Lineage: Eukaryota; Metazoa; Chordata; Aves; Passeriformes; Passerellidae. Gene Ontology annotation, biological process: positive regulation of neuroblast proliferation; skeletal system development; cell adhesion. The record is from RefSeq and is a predicted model, not a curated record. Bases 374 to 1399 code for a protein of 341 amino acids.